AUGUCGCUUCGUCGCACUCUCAUCGAAUCUCUCAUCCGAUCUACUGCUCAAUCCUAUCGCUACUCUUCCACCAUGGUCAAAGUCAAUCAUAAACAAGCUGCAUUGGACUUUUUGUCCUUUGUCAAUGCCUCUCCAACCCCCUACCAUGCUGUCAAGUCUAGCAAAGACCUUCUUGCAGCUGCCGGAUUUCAAGAGAUCAAAGAACGAGAUUCGUGGAACUCGACUCUCCAUCCCGGCGGUAAAUACUACCUUACUCGCAACGCCUCUACUCUUGUGGCUUUUGCUAUUGGCAAGAAAUGGCAGCCUGGUAACUCUAUCGCCAUGGUCGGGGCGCACACUGAUUCCCCGGUUCUACGAAUUAAACCCGUUAGCAAGAAGGAAGGCGAAGGCUUCGUACAGGUCGGCGUUGAAACUUAUGGAGGGGGCAUUUGGCACACCUGGUUCGAUCGUGAUCUUAGCGUUGCUGGCCGGGUCAUGGUGCGCAGCAAGGAUGGCACAAUUGUGCAGAAGCUAGUCAAGGUCGACCGCCCAAUUUUGCGCAUCCCGACUCUGGCCAUUCACUUGGAACGGAAAGAGACAUUCGACUUCAACAAAGAGACACAACUGUUUCCGAUUGCAGGCCUCGUUUCGGCCGAACUGAACAGGACAAAAGAUCAGGUCGCCGAUGCGUCCAAGGAUGAGGGUGCAAAGAAAUCCAUCAAGGCUGCUACAGAGCGCCAUCACCCAUACCUCGUCGAGCUGAUUGCAUCCGAAAUUGACGCUAAGCCCUCGGAGAUUCUCGACUUUGAGUUGAUCCUUUUCGAUACUCAAAAGUCAUGCCUUGGAGGAAUGCUCGAAGAAUUCGUCUACUCGCCUCGUCUGGACAAUCUGGAAAUGUCAUUUUGCUCCGUCCGAGGGCUCAUCGAGUCUGUCCAUUCCGAAACGGCUUUGGACAACGACAGUGCUAUCCGACUGAUUGCAUUGUUCGACCAUGAAGAAGUUGGAAGCACAAGUGCACAAGGCGCCGACUCGAACACGCUGCCAGCCAUCAUUCGGCGCCUGUCCGUCUUGCCGGCCGAAGACUUUGGCUCCGAGAAAUCGUAUAACAAAAUCGGCAACGAUCUGGACAUCUCCACUGCAUUCGAACAGAGCCUUUCAACUUCGUUCCUGCUGUCCGCCGACAUGGCCCACAGCGUCCAUCCGAACUAUAGCCACAAGUACGAAACCGAUCACAAGCCUCACUUGAACGAAGGACCCGUUGUCAAGAUCAACGCCAACCAACGCUACGCCACCAAUUCUCCCGGAAUCGUCCUCCUGCAAGAAAUCGCAGAAAAGGCGGCUGAAGACGGCGGAGACGUGGUGCCGCUGCAGCUGUUUGUUGUUCGCAAUGACUCGUCUUGCGGAAGCACCAUUGGACCCAUGCUGUCUGCCAACCUGGGGACGAGGACUCUUGAUCUCGGAAACCCGCAACUGAGCAUGCACAGUUGCCGUGAGACGGGAGGUACUCAGGAUAUUGGGCAUGCCAUCCGACUGUUUUCUAGCUUUUUCGACCAUUAUUCGACUCUGGCGCCUACCAUUUUCGUUGACUAA
This is a messenger RNA of Talaromyces rugulosus, 1569 nucleotides long. RefSeq lists its product as uncharacterized. The coding region runs from base 1 to 1569 and encodes 522 amino acids. Gene Ontology annotation, molecular function: zinc ion binding; metalloaminopeptidase activity. Gene Ontology annotation, cellular component: fungal-type vacuole. Lineage: Eukaryota; Fungi; Ascomycota; Eurotiomycetes; Eurotiales; Trichocomaceae. Gene Ontology annotation, biological process: proteolysis. The record is from RefSeq and is a predicted model, not a curated record. The transcript has 6 exons.